This is a messenger RNA of Chelmon rostratus (copperband butterflyfish), 2217 nucleotides long. Its product is annotated as histone-binding protein RBBP4-like. Gene Ontology annotation, cellular component: NuRD complex; ESC/E(Z) complex; nucleus. Gene Ontology annotation, molecular function: histone binding. The record is from RefSeq and is a predicted model, not a curated record. Gene Ontology annotation, biological process: regulation of gene expression. NCBI's taxonomy places the organism in Eukaryota, Metazoa, Chordata, Actinopteri, Chaetodontiformes, Chaetodontidae.
CGCAAAACUGCGUGCUGCCUCAAGAGUGCUUUUCCCAAAGAAUUAAAACUAUUUGCAGGUAUCAGCAGUUUGAUUACGACACAAUGGCUGAUAAAGACGGUACGAGUGCUCAUUUUUCUGAAUUAGCUGAUUCAGUGUGUGAGUAUGAUGUCCAGCCUGAUAGAAACUACAAUCUGUAGAUGUAGAUUGUUGGCGCGCCAGUCAGCAUCUCACAUUGUUACACACCAGCCUCCUAGCUGUUGGCUAACGUUAGAUACUGACAGGCUGCCUAUACAGUGUUUUUAAUGGCGAAAUGACUGGGAUCUUUUAUGCUACGAUCUAUGUUACGUUACACGUUGUGACAACGUGUGCAAGCGUUGGUAAAUUCGAGGCUGUGUGAUUUCGUUUUGACUGUCAUUAUAACGCAGCUGUGUGUUGAUGGCGAAUAUGAUUUUUGCAUCUGCAUUUGAUGACGCUGUGGAGGAAAGGGUGAUCAAUGAGGAGUACAAGAUCUGGAAGAAAAACACCCCUUUCCUCUAUGACCUGGUCAUGACUCACGCCCUGGAGUGGCCCAGUCUCACUGCCCAGUGGCUGCCUGAUGUCACAAGGCCAGAAGGGAAAGACUACAGUGUGCACAGGCUGGUCCUGGGGACACACACUUCUGAUGAGCAGAAUGCUAGUGUUCAGCUCCCAAAUGAUGAUGCCCAGUUUGAUGCCUCACACUACGACAGUGAGAAAGGAGAGUUUGGAGGCUUUGGAUCUGUAAGCGGGAAGAUAGAGAUUGAGAUCAAGAUCAACCAUGAGGGAGAAGUUAACAGAGCGCGCUACAUGCCUCAGAAUCCUUGCAUCAUUGCCACCAAGACCCCCACGAGCGACGUGCUGGUCUUUGACUACACAAAGCACCCCUCCAAACCUGACCCUUCUGGAGAAUGCACCCCAGAUCUACGUCUGAGAGGCCACCAGAAGGAGGGCUAUGGCCUCUCCUGGAACCCAAACCUCAGCGGCUGCCUCCUCAGUGCUUCUGAUGACCAUACUAUCUGCCUGUGGGACAUCAGCACAGUGCCCAAGGAGGGAAAGAUUGUGGACGCCAAGACCAUCUUCACAGGCCACACUGCUGUGGUGGAGGAUGUUUCCUGGCACCUGCUCCACGAGUCACUCUUCGGAUCCGUGGCCGAUGAUCAGAAACUCAUGAUCUGGGACACACGCUCCAACAACACCUCCAAGCCCAGCCAUGCGGUGGACGCCCACACAGCUGAGGUCAACUGCCUCUCCUUCAAUCCCUACAGCGAGUUCAUCCUGGCCACUGGCUCUGCGGAUAAGACGGUGGCUCUUUGGGACCUGAGGAACCUGAAGCUGAAGCUGCACUCGUUUGAGUCUCACAAGGACGAGAUCUUCCAGGUUCAGUGGUCUCCUCACAACGAAACCAUCCUGGCCUCCAGCGGCACCGACAGGAGGCUCAACGUCUGGGACCUCAGCAAGAUCGGAGAGGAACAGUCGCCAGAGGAUGCCGAGGAUGGACCUCCUGAGCUGCUGUUCAUCCACGGAGGACACACAGCGAAGAUCUCAGACUUCUCUUGGAACCCCAAUGAGCCGUGGGUCAUCUGUUCUGUAUCAGAGGACAACAUCAUGCAAGUCUGGCAGAUGGCUGAAAAUAUCUAUAACGACGAGGACCCAGAUGGUGCUGCAGAUUCAGAGGUCCAGGCAUGAGUCCAGUCUCCAAGUCUCCUCGUCUGACCUGCUUGUGAAAGAUGGAUUCCAGUCCUGGGUGCAAAAGCAGCGACGUCUUUUCAAAACACAUUUUUGGCAGCGGUGAUUUUGUAGAAAAGGGAAGAACAAAAUGCUGCGUUGUCAUCGCGUCAUGAAGUAUUUGAAUCAAGUCUGAUAUUGCUCAGAUUUUUAGAUCUUCUUAGGUUUUCAGACACACAGAACUCAACUUGCUCAACAGGCUUGUGAUGAAACAGUCACAGAUGUGUCCGUCAACAUCCAGGUCUGCUUUUUGGAGAUUGGAGGUUUCACAAUUCUACAGAGAUCCAUUUUUUAAUCAAAUUGUACAUACUGUAGGUUUUUCUUAUAUUUGCUUUAUUUAAGUAGUAUUUUUUCAUUCUAUUUUCCAGAAUACAUGUUUUGUCACCUGUAUGUUUUUACUGUCCUCUGCGUUUUUUUGUUUGUGCGUUGGUUUUGUUUCUCUGAGCUGCACCUGACAUUUUGUAUUUAAGUAUAUUCCUAAUAAAAUAUUUA